Hemiscyllium ocellatum (epaulette shark) is the source of this 3006-nucleotide messenger RNA. Its product is annotated as sushi, von Willebrand factor type A, EGF and pentraxin domain-containing protein 1-like. The transcript has 15 exons. The record is from RefSeq and is a predicted model, not a curated record. NCBI's taxonomy places the organism in Eukaryota, Metazoa, Chordata, Chondrichthyes, Orectolobiformes, Hemiscylliidae. The coding region runs from base 427 to 2028 and encodes 533 amino acids.
GUGGUAUUUAGUUAAUCCUUUCAUUUAUGUCUUACCUUUCAGAAUCAAACAAAAAUAUCACAAUGGUGUAAUGUUCCAAGUAAGUUCCUGGAGAAAAGCCAAUUGACUGAUCAAAAGAUUGCUCAGCAUUUCCCUCGCUGUCUGUAGGUGUGAGGAGGGUGGGGACUACGAGAAGCAGUCUGAAUAAUAGAGUAGGAUGAAGGACUUUUGACCCAAAGGUCGAUUUUACCGCUCCUCGGAUACUGCCUGAACUGCUGUGCUUUUCCAGUACCUGCAGUCAUUGUUUUCAUCUGAAUCAUAGAGCGGUCAGCAGAGACAUUCGUUGUGUAUUUACGGGAGAGCAGCACCGUUUCACAAGAGGAAUAUAAUUGUGAAAGCUUAAAGUUUCCAGUGUCACUGGGAGAAACGUUUUCUUGAAUAUUAACAAUGGAGAAAGUUUCGGAGAGGCUGCUCUUGGCUCUCAUGGCGGUCUGGGUGGCUCGCGUGACCGGUGAUUGUGGAAAACCUCCGAUUUUAGAAAAUGGCUCACCAGAAAAUCCUCAGACCACCUCUCCUGUGGGUACAAUACUUGCUUAUAAGUGUUUCCCAGGAUAUACAUUUCAAGAAGGAGGUUCAAAACAUAUAACCUGCAGGGAAAAUUCAACUUGGUCACCUCUAAGAGCUGUUUGUGAACCAAUAAACUGUGGUAGUCCUGGAGAAAUUCUGAAUGGGUAUUUUGAUGCACCAGACUCCACUUUUGGAAAUAAAGUUAUUUUUUAUUGUGAUAAAGGGUUCAACCUUGUUGGUAAGAAUAGCCGGAUUUGUACAGCCAAUGGUUGGAGUGGUCAGGUUCCAACAUGUGAAAUUGUCCAGUGUCCUGAACCUCCCCGUAUUUCUGAUGGGACAGUUUCAUCAUCUGACAGUGACUCCUGGCCAUUUGGAAGUAUAGCAAGAUAUUCAUGCCUUGAUGGUUAUUCAUUAAUCGGUGAAGAAACCAUCACUUGUACAGUGUCUGGAGAAUGGGAUAAGGAUCCACCAAGGUGUCAAGCUUUAAAUUGUGGUAAUCCUGGAGAGAUUCUGAAUGGAUAUUAUAAUGCGUCCAGUGGUACUACUUUUGGAAGUAAAGUUGUAUUUUAUUGCGAUGAAGGAUUCCGCAUUGUUGGAACAUAUUUCCGGAUUUGUACAGCUGAUGGUUGGAGUGGCUCGGUUCCAACAUGUAAAAUUGUCAAGUGUCCUGAACCUCCCCGUAUUUCUAAUGGGACAGUUUCAUCAUCGGCCAAUGACUCCUGGCCUUUUGGAACUAAAGCAAGAUAUUCAUGUCAUGAUGGUUAUACGUUAAUUGGUGAAGAAAUCAUCACCUGUACAGCGACUGGCGAAUGGGAUAAGGAUCCACCGAGAUGUCAAGCAUUAAACUGUGGUAAUCCUGGAAAGAUUCUGAAUGGAUAUUAUACCACUUUUGGAAGUAAAGUUGUAUUCUUUUGUGAUAAAGGAUUUCGCAUUAUCGGAACAAAUUUCCGAAUUUGUACAGCUGAUGGUUGGAGUGGCCAGGUUCCAACAUGUGAAACUGUCAAGUGUCCUGAACCUCCCCAUAUUUCUAAUGGGACAGUUUCACCAUCUGACAGUCACUCCUGGCCAUUUGGAAGUAUAGCAAGAUAUUCAUGUCUUGAUGGUUAUUCAUUAAUCGGUGAAGAAACCAUCAAUUGUACAGCGACUGGAGAAUGGAAUAAGGAUCCACCGACGUGUAAAGUUGUUCGAUGUGAUCGUCCUCCAGUGCCUACAAAUGGACGAAUGGUGGGAGGCUUUCAAGAUACAUACACCUAUCUGGACACUAUCACUUGCAAAUGUAAUGAAGGUUUUACAAUGGUUGGCAGCAGUGUCAUUGAAUGUCGUGAAAAUAACACGUUUGUACCUCCUCCACCUAUCUGUGAAUUAUCCUCCAGUCUAGUUACCACUCUUGCUACUACUCAUACUGGUGGAUGUGAAAGACCUAUUGGUCAACAACUUGGACUGCUCCUCAUCCUGGGGGUCUCAGCAGCAUUUCUGACCUAAAAAGCAACUGAACCAAAGCACUUUUUCGGUUGAUGCACUUAUGUUUAUGCUCACCCUUUGCACAGUAUUUGUGGGAACCAAUCUCUAAAUUUUAAUUUUACACUCAGAAACUAGUGGAGCAGAUGGUAUACUGCGAAAGCCAGUUUCUGGAUGCAGAUGAGAGAAAUAUUUGACUAGCUUUGUUCACAAGAACAAUGAUUGCACCUGACGCAAGGUUAAUUUGUACAUUGAAUUAAACAAACUUGUAUUCCUUAAGUUACCUCAAUCACAAGCUAAUGUUAACCUUGCAGAACUGUACAUUAAUAUCUACUAAAGUGCAGCUAAUCUGAAUUAACUUCAAAAUAAUUUGCUUUGAUAAAUUUCAAUCACUGAGUAUUGAUUUCUGUAACAAUAUGUAAAAAUCUAUAGUUGAUUCAUCACUUUAAUUUCUCCCCCCUCAUUCAGUUAUCAUUGAAUGUGAUGAAAACAUUCAGAAUGUCAUCUAUUUGACUGGUAAAUGAUCACAAAUUUGAGACCCAAUCCACUUCCAAAGAUGUAUUUUUUUAAAAAUUGAAAUUAAAUUGGCAUUCAUUUUUAAAACAUUUUUUCACUUUGUUGACUCACCAGUCAUGAUGCAACUGUUUGACAUCUAAAAUAGAAAACUUUAAAGCCAACACCUAUGAGCGUACUCCAAUGCAAGUAGACAUGGCCAAGUUUUUGAAUUGUUUUUUUUUAUUUUGAAAUCUCUACCUUUUCUGCUUUUCUUAAAGAAAGGCAAGUGAAGACCAUGUGUUUCUUCACCUCAAAGAACUCGACCAGAUUUUUAUUGUGGAUCUAGCUAUUUCAAGAAUGUUGCAUAAAGUAAUAAAUUGACUAUUGUGCACAUCUUCAAUCUAUUUUCACAUGUAAGAAAGAGACUCGUUUGACGCACUUUUUUGUCCUUUUGAACAGCCAAUUAACUCAAACAAUUGUUUACAAAACACCAAAUAUAUUUUUUUC